Molecule: messenger RNA, 798 nt
Organism: Marasmius oreades (fairy-ring Marasmius)
Lineage: Eukaryota; Fungi; Basidiomycota; Agaricomycetes; Agaricales; Marasmiaceae
Exons: 4
Coding region: 1-798 (265 amino acids)
Source: RefSeq, a predicted model, not a curated record
AUGAGCGAAAGCCUCGCACAAUCGCUUGGAAUCCGUUCCGUAGCGCCAGCUGUCAUCUUCGCAAUCCUUUACAUCCCUUUGAUCCCAAUAUUCCUGCUUAAGCUUAGGAAAAGAGCCUCCAAGCUCCCCGUCGUCCUGUUGACAUUCUGUGUCAUUCGAGUAGCAGUGUUCAUAAUACGCGCCAUUCUCACCAGUAAUUCCACUAUGGGAAACAACGUCGAUUUAUUACACGCAGACGACGUCUUAUUAUCCAUUGGCUUCUUCGGUUUAUUAUUGGGGGCGUACACGCUAGUCGUAGAUCGCUUGAAUAUUUACGAUCCCGCACCUCCUAGCCCACUAUCUCUCAUUCGUAACCAACAUUUGUACCGCCUGAUCGCGCUUGUAGCCGUCAUUUUGGGUAUCGUAGCCAUUACGGGCCCUACGGAUGAGGCAACAGAAAAGGAAAAGACUUUGAAGAUAGUCAGCACUAUUAUAUUCCUCAUCCUCACGUUGCUUCAGACAUUCCAGACGAUUAUGUUGGUGCGAGUGGAGAGAUCUGGAUCUGUCUCUGAAUCUCGUUCGUCAUCAUUCGGCUCGAAACACGUUUCCAUCAUUCUCCUCCUUCUCUCGUUUAUGCUCCUAGUCAGAGUGGUAUUUGACACCGCUACUAUGACCGAUCCUGAGAAAGCAGACAACGAGAAAUUCUGGUACCCACUCGUUGCGCUUCCAGAAUGGAUCUGUGCUUGCUUGUACGCUAUUCCGGGGGUUAUUCUAGAUUUGGACGAGGUGAAACCAAACGCCGCGUUUGCCUAUGUUUAG